Saitoella complicata NRRL Y-17804 is the source of this 974-nucleotide messenger RNA. RefSeq lists its product as uncharacterized. NCBI's taxonomy places the organism in Eukaryota, Fungi, Ascomycota, Saitoellomycetes, Saitoellales, Saitoellaceae. The record is from RefSeq and is a predicted model, not a curated record. Bases 1 to 714 code for a protein of 237 amino acids. The transcript is spliced from 2 exons.
AUGUCUCCCGUCUACAACAGCACCGUUUCCGCCAGCAAGAAGUCCUUCUGGGCCAAGACAAAGGAGGUUCUUCUCACUUUUGUCUGCCAUAGCGCCCCAGUCGAGAUUCAGCACGUCUAUGAAGUGAGGGAGAAGGACAGGCAUGCUAACAUGGUUUCCUCGAAGGAGGUAGAGAGUCAGUCGGAGAACGUUAACCGGAUCAGUAAUGAUUCGGGGUACACCUCUGUUGCUGAACAGGAGAGGCUUCACGUGGAGGAGGUGCGUGCCGCAAGGCAGCAGUUGAGGGAGGAGGAGAGGGUGCGUCUCGAAGCGCAAAAGAAACACCGUGACGAUUACGAGCGUGAACUUCAGCUUCGCAGACAGGAGGAGCGUGUCCGCGAAGAAGCGGCACGUGAGGAAGGGCGCAGGCGAGAGGAGAAGCGCAGGCGCGAGGAGCAUGAGAGGCGUGAGAGGAUGGAGAAUCAGGAGAAGAUGCGCCAAGCCCAGGUGGAGGCUGAGGCGAACCGUCGUCGCCUCGCUGAGGAAGCCGAAGAGAAGAGAGUGCAAGAGAAGCUCCGCCAAUCAAUGUUGUUGAUGGAGGAGCAGAAUGCUCUUGUUGCGGCGCAUCAAAGGAUGGAGGAGGUGAACAAGGCUAAUGCCAUGCAUGAGCGGAUGAUGGCCAUGAUGGCGGCGGCGAAUGCGGAGGUUGAGAAGGCGGCGAAGAGGGGAUGUUGAUGGGUGGAUGUUGUGGGAGAGUGAGAGUGGGCGUUUGUCUUUUGUUGUUCUUUGUUUGGUCGGAUGAGGAACACCUCCAUGAACCUCGUCCAUCCUCCCCGGGCUGUAAUGGCUCAAGUCCGAGGCGAUACCACACUAGCUCCCUUCAAGUCCGCACCUCAAAUGGGCGGUAAGUCGUGGCCCGCAGUGUGGAUAUCGCGUCAAGCCCUCAACGGCAAGGCAGUACCUGUAACGGGUCUCUCUCGGGCGCUCCAGCGUUG